Molecule: messenger RNA, 1149 nt
Organism: Theobroma cacao (cacao)
Lineage: Eukaryota; Viridiplantae; Streptophyta; Magnoliopsida; Malvales; Malvaceae
Product: proteasome subunit alpha type-3
Biological process (GO): ubiquitin-dependent protein catabolic process
Cellular component (GO): proteasome core complex, alpha-subunit complex; proteasome core complex
Source: RefSeq, a predicted model, not a curated record
GGCCCAUUGGCUAGAAUUUUUUUUAUUAUUCAUUUAAUUUGCUGUUAGCAUCGGCGUGAAGUCUUGAGAAGAAAGAAAACUCGAUAUAUCAAGGGGAGAAGAAGAACAGAAGAGCAAAGAGCAAAGUAGGAAAAAGCAGAGAAGAAAGAUGAGCAGCAUCGGAACAGGUUACGAUCUAUCAGUCACCACUUUCUCUCCCGACGGCCGCGUUUUUCAGAUUGAAUACGCCGCCAAAGCCGUCGAUAACAGUGGAACUGUAAUUGGAAUAAAAUGCAAAGAUGGGAUCGUUAUGGGAGUGGAGAAGCUGAUAGCAUCGAAGAUGAUGCUACCUGGUUCCAAUCGAAGAAUCCACUCCGUUCAUCGUCAUUCCGGCAUGGCAGUGGCAGGAUUAGCAGCUGAUGGUAGACAGAUUGUGGCACGUGCUAAAUCUGAAGCUACUAAUUAUGAAAGUGUUUAUGGUGAACCCAUUCCUGUCAAAGAACUUGCUGAACGCGUCGCAAGUUAUGUGCAUUUAUGCACCCUCUACUGGUGGCUCAGGCCCUUCGGGUGUGGGGUUAUACUCGGAGGUUAUGAUAGAGAUGGACCCCAAUUGUAUGUGGUUGAACCAUCUGGCAUCUCCUAUAGAUAUUUUGGUGCUGCCAUUGGGAAAGGAAAGCAGGCUGCCAAAACAGAAAUUGAAAAGUUGAAGCUGUUGGAGAUGACAUGCAGGGAAGGGGUUAUUGAAGUUGCCAAGAUCAUAUACAAGGUACAUGAUGAAGCAAAAGAUAAGGCCUUUGAACUGGAGAUGAGUUGGGUCUGUGAUGAGUCGAAGCAACAACAUCAAAAGGUUCCAGAUGACCUUUUAGAGGAAGCCAAGGCUGCGGCUAGGACUGCACUAGAAGAGAUGGAUGCUGAUUAAUUGGUGGAGCCAGAAUACUCUUUUUAUGAUAUUUUGAUCUUCACUAUUUUCCCAUUGUUAUGAACCUGAUGUUUAAUGUAUGAUGAAGUCAUUGACUGAUCAAACGUGUUUCCUAAAGAUUAUAUCAUAAUCUCUUGACCUUUCCACUAUGGUUUUCAAACAAACGACUGUGAACUUUUUAACUGUUUUUGUUUAGGCAUCUGACUAUGAACAGUGACUUCAGCAGCAGCAAUGAUGAAAAGGUUUGCAGA